Messenger RNA from Aegilops tauschii subsp. strangulata, 896 nucleotides. RefSeq lists its product as uncharacterized. Gene Ontology annotation, molecular function: dUTP diphosphatase activity; magnesium ion binding. Gene Ontology annotation, biological process: dUTP catabolic process; dUMP biosynthetic process. NCBI's taxonomy places the organism in Eukaryota, Viridiplantae, Streptophyta, Magnoliopsida, Poales, Poaceae. The record is from RefSeq and is a predicted model, not a curated record.
AGCGCACCACACCUGCCUGUCUCCCUUGUCCCCCUCUCUCCCUCGUCACGUUCUCUCUCUCUCUCUCCCCUUUCCUCCCUCGACUCUGAUCUAGAUCCAACCUCGGUGCCAUGUUGCGCCGUCUUCCCCAUCGCCGCCGGCCACCAUCCCCACACUUUCUCUCCCUUUGCCCGUGGAUCCAUCUUCCAUGGACGCCUCCCACACCGUCUCCUCCUUCCCCCAUCUCAUCACUAGGGAAGACAAGGCAAGCGGGAGGGAGAUUGGCCAUGUAGGUCAGAUCCAUCCGCCACGACCUCGACGGAGAUGGCCCAGUGGAUGGAGCGGACCUGCAAAUCGUCAAGCCAAGGGCAGCAGGGCUCCAUCCUUAUUCUCUUCUCCACGGGGGUCACGCACAGGGCUCCACCUACAAGUGAAGAGAGGACCACUGCUCCUCCGGGUUUGCUUCUUCCUACUCUUGAAGGGGUGAUCGUCACGGACUACCGCAACUCGGGGGGCAUCGUGCUCUUCAACAACUCGGAGACGGACUUCACCAUGAAGCCCGGCGACUGCAUCACACAGAUGAUUGUCCAGGUGAUUCUGACGCCGAAGGUCGCCGAGGUGGAGGAUCUUGACGCCACCGUCCGGAGGUUGUCGAGGUGGAGGACCUCGAUGCCACCCUUUGGAGGUUGCUGAGGUGAAGGACCUCGAUGCCUUGGUAGAUACAUUUAGAAAAGGGGUCUGGUUAGGUUGGUGGUGGGACGCUAGGGAAGGUACCCACCUUUCGUGAUGGUUGUGUGCAUCUGAUGUAUCAAUGGGAUCUCAUGAUUUCUUUGAGUUGAGAUUUUCAAUGUUGUAUACAUGAACGGUGGAAGUGCUAAGAAUGUAAGUGCUAAGAUGGUUCUAUGACCUUUGCACUA